This is a messenger RNA of Solanum tuberosum (potato), 754 nucleotides long. Its product is annotated as casparian strip membrane protein 2. NCBI's taxonomy places the organism in Eukaryota, Viridiplantae, Streptophyta, Magnoliopsida, Solanales, Solanaceae. The coding region runs from base 23 to 580 and encodes 185 amino acids. The record is from RefSeq and is a predicted model, not a curated record. The transcript has 3 exons.
AAGUUUGAGCUAAAAGGGAAAGAUGAAGGCAGUAUCAAUUGAAGCUGGAGAGGGAUCAAAGGCCAAAAGAGUUCAUGGAGUAAACAGAGGGAUCUCUGUAUUUGAUCUCAUUUUACGUAUCGUUGCACUUGUUGGAACCUUAGCAAGUGCUGUGGCAAUGGGUACUGCAGAUCAAGCACUUUCAUUCAGUACACAGAUUGUAAAUUUUGAAGCUCAAUAUGAUGAUAUCGACGCGUUUAAGUUUUUCGUGGUUUCGAAUUCUAUAACUUGUGUAUAUCUUGCACUUUCUAUCCCUAUUUCAAUCUUUCACAUUAUCAGAAGUAGAGCAGGAAAGAGCAGAGUUUUGCUCAUUGUUCUAGACGCGAUAAUGCUGGUUUUCCUCACAUCUGGAGCAUCUGCAGCAGCCGCGAUUGUGUAUUUGGCACACAAUGGCAACACUUCAACUAACUGGUUUUCGAUAUGCCAACAGUAUACAGAUUUCUGUCAGCGUUCUGCUGGAUCCCUUAUUGGUUCGUUUGGUGCAAUGGCCUUGAUGGUUCUACUUAUUAUUUUGUCAUCUAUCGCGUUAUCCAGGCGCUAAAAGUGUCAUAAAAGGAGACUGGCUACACUAGCAAUUGCUAGCCUUUGUGUUUAUUUCUGAGUGUGUAUUGUGUUUGUAAAUGUUUAGUUUCAUGAUUUGCAUUUCAUUGUAUCAAGAUUGUCAUCAGUUGUAUCACAAAUGAAAAGAUUUCCUCCUUACUACAAUGUUUUCGUC